Paralichthys olivaceus (Japanese flounder) is the source of this 877-nucleotide messenger RNA. Lineage: Eukaryota; Metazoa; Chordata; Actinopteri; Pleuronectiformes; Paralichthyidae. The record is from RefSeq and is a predicted model, not a curated record.
UUAUUGAGGUCUAUCAACUCAGUCCGAUCCCAUCAUGGCCCACAUCAACACAGUCUGCUUCGUAACUUUACUGUGGGCGCUCGCUGCGUUUGGACAGGAAUUCUUCGUCAUCUCAGAGACAGACGACACUGGUGAUUAUGGAUAUUACUAUGAUUAUGCCACUGAGACUCCAGCAGGAGAUUUUGAUUUGACAGGUGAUGACUGGUUGUACGACCUCCUGGAUACCACAGAUGAGUGUGAUCCAAACCCGUGUCUGAACAGAGGCGCCUGUGAACACUCGGCUCUCGAGGGCUUCACGUGUUCAUGCCCUGAACCCUACACAGGGAAGAAGUGUCAGAAAGUCAAAGACGUUUGCAGGAAUGUGAAAUGUGGCCACGGCAGCUGCGUCCUCACGUCCACUGCUCCCUUCUACGAGUGCAAGUGCAGACCUCCGUUCAGACCGCCCAACUGCAAGAAAGCUUCUCCCUGCCGACCCAAUCCCUGUCAGAACGGAGGCUCCUGCAUGAAGGGCCCCAGACACUCGUCCUUCCAGUGUUUCUGUCCUAACGGAUACACUGGGAAAUUCUGUGACGUGGGUCCAGAUGACUGUUACCAAAAGGACGGAGAGUUUUACCGCGGCAUGGUGAGUGUGACUGCUGAGGGGGAGGAGUGUCUGGACUGGAACGCCUACUUCAUCGUGCAGAACGGGGGGGAUCCCUUCAAAGAGUACGCAGGCUUUGAUGGAAUUGGACCACACAACUACUGCAGGAACCCUGAUGGAGAUGAUCAGCCCUGGUGCUUUAUUAACAAAGAUGGCAAACUGAAGUGGAACUAUUGUAACGUCAGGAAAUGUUCUGCAGGUGGAACACACACACACACACACACACUCUAUUUGUAA